This is a messenger RNA of Rhopalosiphum padi (bird cherry-oat aphid), 811 nucleotides long. Its product is annotated as small ribosomal subunit protein mS37. The record is from RefSeq and is a predicted model, not a curated record. Gene Ontology annotation, cellular component: mitochondrial ribosome; mitochondrion; nucleoplasm. Gene Ontology annotation, biological process: mitochondrial translation. Gene Ontology annotation, molecular function: RNA binding. Bases 133 to 498 code for a protein of 121 amino acids. The transcript has a single exon. NCBI's taxonomy places the organism in Eukaryota, Metazoa, Arthropoda, Insecta, Hemiptera, Aphididae.
AUUGAAUAAUAUUAUCUAUUAUCUAUCUAUUAUUAUUUUUAAAAUUACCUAUUAGUUAUUUACUGCUUACAUUUUUUUUUUUUUGUUAAUUAAUAUAGUAUACUCUAAUACUUGUGUAAUUAUUGCUUAACUAUGCGUUUAAACAAUGUUUUGAAUUUUCGCGAUAUGCGUCGAUAUACAAAAAAUCCACUUGAAGUUAAAUUCGAAGAACUGUUGCCGCUUAAAUUGAAGGAUAAAGUAUCUGGUAAAGGAGACAGAUCCAAAGAACGAGCAUGUGUUCAUGAAAUAUCUGUCAUGUUCGCCUGUUUUAAAAAAAAUGAAUUUGACCAAGCUCUCUGUUCAGAUGAAAUUACCAAGUUUCAAGCAUGUGCAACUAAAAAUUAUGCUGACAAGUUUAAAAGAAAACAAGACAGGCAAAAAGGAAAUAUUUCUGUGGGGAAGGAUAAUCUUACACCUAGAGAAAUCAAUUAUCUUCUGAAAAAAUAUCCAAAUCCGUAAAACUCAAUUUUUAGAAUUUGUAUUUAGGUAUAUAGGACCUACAUAUUAGCUAAUUAAACUUUAAUAUUUAUUUAAAAUGUAUAAUAUAUUUGUUAACAUUGUAUUUCAUAUGAAAAUAAAAUAUAAUAUAUCAUUUAUAUUGCUAUUAAUGUAUUAAUGAUGCCAUCAUGGAUUACAAAAAAUGUUUGUAAUUUACAAAUUGGUUCAUUAAUUUACUUUUUUCUUUUAUUUUGUUUUUUAAAAUUAAAUUAAAUGUUAUUAAUAUUUUUUUAAAAAGAACAAACUGAAUAAUAAAGAAAAUUGAUUAAAAUUA